CGGACAGGAAGUGAAGGCGGAGAGCGGCCGGCCGUUGGUAACGGGAGAAACAACAUGGCGGCGACUCCGGCCACUAAGGUCCCCGAGGUGAGGGACGUCACCAGGAUAGAGAGAAUCGGUGCCCACUCGCAUAUCCGUGGCCUGGGUCUCGACGAUGCCUUGGAACCACGACAGGUGUCGCAGGGCCUGGUGGGGCAGCUGAGUGCCAGGCGAGCGGCCGGUGUCAUCCUGGAGAUGAUCAAGGAGGGGAAGAUCGCUGGGAGAGCUGUGCUGAUCGCGGGCCAGCCCGGUACUGGCAAAACUGCCAUCGCCAUGGGGAUGGCUCAGGCCCUCGGACAGGACACUCCGUUCACAGCGAUCGCCGGCAGUGAGAUCUUCUCUCUGGAAAUGAGCAAAACAGAAGCACUGACGCAGGCAUUCCGUCGGUCCAUCGGAGUGCGCAUCAAAGAGGAAACGGAAAUCAUCGAAGGUGAGGUGGUGGAGAUUCAAAUCGAUCGUCCAGCAACGGGCACAGGUGCAAAGGUUGGAAAACUGACGCUGAAAACAACAGAGAUGGAGACCAUUUAUGACCUGGGGACAAAAAUGAUCGAGUGCUUAACGAAAGAGAAGGUGCAGGCUGGAGACGUGAUCACCAUUGAUAAAGCGACCGGGAAGAUCAGCAAACUGGGGCGUUCGUUCACGCGAGCUCGGGACUACGAUGCCAUGGGAGCCCAGACUAAGUUUGUGCAAUGCCCAGACGGGGAGCUACAGAAGCGCAAGGAGGUGGUGCACACGGUGUCACUGCACGAGAUCGACGUCAUCAACAGCCGCACACAGGGUUUCCUCGCCCUGUUCUCAGGAGACACCGGGGAAAUCAAGUCUGAAGUACGAGAGCAGAUCAACGCCAAGGUUGCCGAGUGGAGGGAGGAGGGAAAAGCAGAAAUCAUCCCUGGGGUUCUGUUCAUCGAUGAGGUUCACAUGCUGGACAUCGAGUGCUUCUCCUUCCUCAACCGCGGGCUGGAGAGUGACAUGGCUCCCGUUCUCAUCAUAGCCACCAACAGAGGCAUCACCAGGAUCCGUGGGACAAAUUACAAAAGCCCUCAUGGGAUUCCCAUCGACCUACUGGAUCGCCUGGUGAUCAUCUCCACCUCUCCCUACAACGAGAAGGAAACCAAACAGAUCCUGAAAAUCAGGUGUGAGGAGGAGGAUGUGGAGAUGAGUGAAGAGGCCUACACCGUGCUCACCAGAAUCGGCCUGGACUCCUCGCUCCGCUACUCCAUCCAGCUCAUCAGCCCCGCCAGCCUGGUGUGCAAGAAGCGUAAGGGCACGGAGGUGCAGAUGGAAGACAUCAAACGUGUGUACUCGCUGUUCCUGGACAUGGCGCGCUCCACGGACUGCAUGAACAAAUACCAGGACUCCUUCAUGUUCAAUGAGAUCAAAGGCGAGGCGAUGGAGACCAACUGAUGAAGACCCUCUGUCCCGGGGAAUCUCCGCUCCGUCUCCACCCACCGGCUGCUCAGCUCAGUGAUGACAGGUCUUGCUGUUGUUUAUGGUUUUUACAGCGUUUUGUGUAAUAAAUUCUCAAUGUCGUGACCACUA
This is a messenger RNA of Amblyraja radiata (thorny skate), 1578 nucleotides long. It is a transcript of the gene ruvbl2, whose product is annotated as RuvB-like AAA ATPase 2. Gene Ontology annotation, molecular function: ATP binding; ATP-dependent activity, acting on DNA; ATP hydrolysis activity. Lineage: Eukaryota; Metazoa; Chordata; Chondrichthyes; Rajiformes; Rajidae. The record is from RefSeq and is a predicted model, not a curated record. Bases 55 to 1443 code for a protein of 462 amino acids. The transcript has 15 exons.